Antrostomus carolinensis (chuck-will's-widow) is the source of this 474-nucleotide messenger RNA. Its product is annotated as RNA-binding protein 24-like. NCBI's taxonomy places the organism in Eukaryota, Metazoa, Chordata, Aves, Caprimulgiformes, Caprimulgidae. Gene Ontology annotation, biological process: positive regulation of myotube differentiation; mRNA stabilization; regulation of alternative mRNA splicing, via spliceosome. The transcript has 4 exons. The coding region runs from base 4 to 474 and encodes 156 amino acids. Gene Ontology annotation, molecular function: mRNA 3'-UTR binding. The record is from RefSeq and is a predicted model, not a curated record. Gene Ontology annotation, cellular component: nucleus; cytosol.
ACCAUGGCUGACAGAGCUGCUGCGGAAAGGGCUUGUAAAGACCCCAACCCCAUCAUCGACGGCAGGAAAGCCAACGUCAACCUGGCCUACCUGGGUGCCAAGCCAAGGAUAAUGCAGCCAGGUUUUGCCUUUGGUGUCCAGCAGCUCCAUCCAGCUCUCAUACAGAGGCCUUUUGGGAUCCCUGCUCACUAUGUCUAUCCACAGGCUUUUGUGCAGCCGGGAGUGGUAAUUCCCCACGUUUCGGGGCGCCCCCCCGCGGCCGCCGCUGCUUUCGGGCAGUACCAACCCCAACAGCUGCAGGAGCUUUUAAGGAAAAAGCGAUGCUAUUGCGAAACUAAAAGCCGCGGCCGCCGCUGCUUUCGGGCAGUACCAACCCCAACAGCUGCAGGCAGACCGUAUGCAAUAGCAGCUGGACUCCUGAAGGAAGCUCGCUCUUUCUCUUCCUCUUUUCAGCCUUCCAGUAUAAGUAGUUAA